UAAAAAUGAAGACUUUACAAGAAAGCGAUACUAAAAUGAACGAUUCAACGAUCGAAAAGAAAGGUAAAUUCAAUGAGUACAAGUUCAAGAACUCAGUGAUUAACAAGAAGAAGGUACCUAUCAAAGCUCAAAGAAAGCAGAAUCGAGACAAGAAGAAGAUGCUUAAGAGCAAAGGUACAGAAUAUAGUGCCAGACUCCUAUCCAGGAAGCAAAGAAGCAAGAAGAGGUCAAACGAUUCUGUAAAUAUCGGAACUAAAUUAGUAAAUGAGAAGAUCAGGAAAAUGAAAGAGCAACAGAAGAAGGACGAAGCUAUUGCCAAGGAAAAAGCUGAGGAGAAAGAAAAGACUACUCCUAAAGAAAUGCAGCUUGACUAGGCAUCAGCAUGAGUUUAUUCA
Molecule: messenger RNA, 395 nt
Organism: Moneuplotes crassus
Lineage: Eukaryota; Ciliophora; Spirotrichea; Euplotida; Euplotidae
Source: the annotation of a GenBank genome assembly